AUGAACGGUCAUCCCAAGUGCUUGUUUCCACCCAAAUUCCUAUUCCGCGUCUCCCUUCUAGUCCUCUGUCUCCGCCUCUCAGCUUCCCAUUGGUCCGCUCUCGCAUUCACAGAGGAUCAAGGAGACUGGGACGACGAGACGCUGGAGCACCAUUCCAAGUCCUUUGACUUGGACGCUCACCUCGCCAAGAACGAGCAUGGCCACCCGGGUGUCGUUCUGGAGGACGCUGAGGAGCAGAAUGAGACUGGGGGACAUCACCGUUACGAGGCAAUGCACAUGGUGGAUGACUCCGGGGCUCUGCUGCACAUCAAGUACAACGUGCGCACCGUGGCACACCUGGUCAACCUGGCGCAGCAUGCUGACGUCAUCUCGAGCGUCAGGUGCUUGGGCGGCCAACUCCACCUCAGUGUGUCCAACCGGGCACACCUGCCAGGCUGGCGCGUGGGCACAACUCUGGUCGGAGGACUCGAGUGGAACUGCACCGACCAAGAGGGAGCGCCGGCUCCCAUCUACCGAAAGCUGAUCCAGACCGUCGAUGGUGUAGAGGAAGGAACGGUCAUCUUAGAAACACAGGAGAGGGAGCUGCACCAUUGCUUCCGUGGCGCAAAAGUGUCUUUCAGGUACACGCCGUCCUCUGCUUCCAGCCCUGCAAAGGGGCUCACCCGGGCACGUCGAAAGCUGCUCGGAUUAGUGAAAGUGGUGGGGCAAGUUUAUGACGGCGUAGAGCACACCAUCACGAAAGUCGGGGAUGGUGCAGCUACGGCGAUAGACGUAAUGACUCAACUUCUUGCAAACGGCAAAUACGAGUGGCACGGGGAUUCGAAUUGGAGAAUCUUCGCGUUCAAUUUCGACGAGACCGAGCAGCGGGCGCUUCUGAAAAGAGACCAGCUGAAUCCCGCGAGCGCGGCCAGCAACGACAACGCAAAACUUCGGGCUUCGGUUGAGUGCGUGAAUUGCUUCGCAACCCUAGAGGCCGGGGUCAGCUUCGAUAUGGUGCUGAAAACGCAGCAGGCUGUCGUUCCGGUGUAUCUGGACCAGAUGAAGGUCGUCAUCAGCGGCGACUUCCAGAUGAAUGCAGACUUCAAUGCGCAGUUCGAUCAUAUAGCCGGUAGGAACAGCUGGACGAAGCCGAUUGGCCCCAACAAGGUGCUGAGUACGCUCACCAUCAUGGCAGGGGACGUGCCCAUCGUUGUAACCCCUAGCAUUCAGCUUAAGGCGCAGGCGAACGUCGCGGCUUCAGUGCGCGGUGGAGCGAGCUUUGGGGUGGACUAUCGUCAGCGUAUGCAGUUUGGGAAGGAAUUCCGGGCAGCUUGGGGGGAAUUCCGGCCGGUUCAGCCGGACGACUUUGCCCCGUUGAACUUCCACGAGGAGCCCAAGCUCUCUUUCCAGGGCGAAGCAACGGUCGAAGGACUGCUUAUCCCAGAAAUAACCCUAAAGCUUUACGACGCUUUACCGAUCAUUAUUGCCCCGAUGCCGUACCUCGGGGCGGACUUCCGGGCCAAUUCAGACAGUAAUGCGGCAGACUGCCCCUUCUCCUUUAGGACGUACGCCGGGUUCAACUUAUCCUUGGGCCUCAACAACUUAAACCAGAUUGCAUUCGUCUCUCUCCUUGUCAGCCGUUCGGUCCCUCCCUUCCGGACUGGCAACUCAUUCUACUUUUCGCUUGACCAACAUUUGUUUGCCCGCAAAUUGGAGAUCCCUAUCAGCGGAAAGAAGAUCAACGUCGGCGGGAGCAUCGUUCCGUUCCGCAAGCAGGUCAAGCUCAUUGGGAAGCACUUUCUUCCGUGCAAUUUCUGCUCGGGCUGCGUUCCUCUGCUGGGAGCCGAACCGGUGUAUAAGUGGGUUACCGGGGGCUGGGGCACAUGCACUUCGAGCGGCCUGUGGAAGCGCGACGUCACGUGCCAGGCCGACGGGCAGCCGGGUUUCGCAAUGGGCGACGCGCACUGCUCGAAGGCGGGCGCAAAACCGGCCACCACGGGCACGUGCACUGUCCCUGGGUGCCCCAGCACGUGCCGUUCGAGCUCCCUGGGAGACGGCACGUGCGAGGCAGCCUGCAACCUGCCGGAGUGCAACUUCGACGGCGGGGACUGCGCCUCUACCGACCCCUGCAAGGCCCUCAAAGACUGCCCGGUGUGCCUCACCGGGGGCGCCUCCUGCGGCUGGUGCGCGAGCAGUGGCACGUGCCUCAAAUCGCAGAGCGCCUGCAGCAGCGCUCUGCCGAGUGACUGGUGGACGAAUCGCUGCGCCCUGGAGGAGCAGCAGAUUGCCUUCACCCGCCCAACCUCCUUAAACACCCUCCGGGCAGGCCAGGGCUUCACCGUGCAGUGGUCGGGGGGUCCCCUCGGGGGCAACGUGGUCCUGCGCUACCGCUUCGACAAUAGCGCGGACGUCUUCUCGGGAUUCGGCAUCCCGCUCGCGAGCAUUCCCAACACGGGCUCGUUCUACUGGGCGAUUGACGGCGGCCUGCCGACGAGCAGAGCUUUCGAAUUAUUGCUGGCGUCCGAUGAGGAUUUGGGAAACUUUGCGUUCAGUGACUUCUUUGCGGUCUACGGCGGGCUGGACAUGAGUGGCUACGUCUGGACGACCGGGGACUUCGGGCCGUGCAGCAAGGAGUGCGGGGGCGGUGUGAGAACGCGCACUACAAGCUGCGUAAAUGCGCUCAACGGCACCACCGUUGACGCCAGCUUAUGCAACCCGGGCACGAGGCCCUCCGUGAGCGCGAGCUGCAACGCGCAGGCGUGCGUGCAGUGCCCCAACGUCCCGCUGUGUCAGUCGGGGAGCGGCUACUCUUGCUCCGCUUGCUCCUGUAAGUCGAACGGAGACGGAACGUUCUUCUGCGGAAUGGUUGCCACGAGUCUCCGGUAUGGAACCCAGACCACGUUCGGCUGCGACACGCGGGGCAACGGCUACCAAGAAUGCUGCAGGAAGCAAGGGCUCUACUGCGAUGACGGCUGCACAAACAAAGCGCAGUGGGUCGUGAUUUCCGAGAUGCCUUGCAGCGCUUCCUGCGGAGGCGGCACCCAGUGGCGCAAGUUCGCUUGUAAGGGUUACGUCAUGUGGAACGGACGGAGGGACGACCGGACGUGCGAGGACUUUUACUGCGGGCCGGAUCCUAGCACGAGCGUCACCAAUACGUAUUACGAAUGUAAUACGCAGCCGUGCAGGACGUAUGCCUGGCAGGUGGGCGAGUGGCAAAAGUGCACCCAGGACUGCGGGGGCGGGAGUCACGUGCGGGACCUCGCCUGCAAAGCGUCCGACGGCAGCUUUGCUGACGUGUCACUCUGCGACAGCGACGCGCGGCCGCCCACUCAGGAGGCCUGCAACGUGGACCCAUGCCUAAACGUAGAUCCGUUCAUUAGCCAACCAGCUUCGCUGGACGUGUGGACGGCGGGCCAAACGUACAAUGUCACGUGGACUGGGGGCAUCCAAUACGGGCGCGUCAAAUUGCGGAUGUCUCGGUCGGCUGCUUCACCGUCAACCGUCCAGCUGGCUUCCAUCGACCCGUUGGAUGACGGGCCCCAGAUCAGCGUUCCAAUCGAUGCGCUGCCCAAUAGCGGCAGCUUCACCGUUCAGAUUCCAAACAAGAUCCGCUCGGGACUGCUGUCUUUGCAGCUGCAAUCCAGCGACGCCAACGGGACAAAGACGGCCCUCACUACCGGUCCGGUUAUCAUCCGCGGUUUGGCUAACUACACGGUCCUCGUCACAACGGUUUCCCGCGCUGGGAGCUCUUCUACUUUGCCGUCCGCAACUUCCGUAACAGUUGUCGGCACCUUUGGCGCGUCCUUCCCCUUCCUGAUCGCUGCUGUUCCUUCCGGGCAGUCUUACUACGACCAGCGGCUCCAAAUACUGGACCUCGGGGCAAUCUUCCAGUGCGAAGUGACCGGGGCUCCCAACUGGGUCGGCUCGGUGCAAGUCCUCGCGCAGGGCUCUGAGUUAGCAAUCGCCCACUUUGGAUUCGACGCUCCUUCCCUUGGCCAGACGAUACUUCGCUCCGACUGCGCCCAGAUUCUUGACUGCCAUGCCUGUGCGGAAACCGCAGGCUGCGGUUGGUGUGACACCGAUUCUGCGUGUCGGCCUGGAGACGACCAGGGCCCGUACGUCGGUGUCUGCUCUCAGCCCACGGACGCAGCGAUGCUCCCGUACGCUUGGGCGACCGUCGCAGCCACGUGCCCUGACCCGUGCAGCCUCUCAAACGCCGCCACGUGUCGCGACUGCGCGCUCAGGGCCGGCUGCGGCUGCUUAUUGGCCCAGCAAUGCAACGAGAGCAGCACGUGCCCUGCCGCGCCCGGCCCGCGUGCGCGCGUCCCUGCGGCACAGAUCACGUUGACGUCCGAAACCUCGGUCCUCCUCGACGGGUCGCGCUCGUCCAAGUGUGCCACGUGUUUCGGAGUCGACUGCGGCCCCAAUGGAGAGUGCAUUACCACCGUCAAUGCCGCAGCCUGCCGCUGCAAGGCUGGUUACAGCGGGGCCCGGUGUGAACUGCCUCCAAGCCCCUGCCUUAACGUCUCGUCUCCCGGUCAGCUGUCCUGCGCCCCGAGCGGAAACUCAUUCGUCCUUCUGUGCGCCAACUCAUACGUCGGCAAAGAUUGCACGCCUGCUACCCCGGCUCCCACCCCGGGCCCAUCCCCGGGGCCCAGCUCAAGCCCACAGCCAAGCCCAAGUUCCACCCCGGGCCCUUCCCCGGGGGCCAGCUCAAACCCACAGCCGAGUCUAAGUGCCAGCCCGGUUCCAAGCACCAGCCCGGUUCCAAGCCCUAGCCCUGCCCCAAGCAGAAGCCCCAGCCCCAAAGCCUCGGUUUCUCCUAGCCCGAGCAAGAGCCCUUCACCGAGCCCUUCACGCAGCCCCUUCGUGUGCUCUUAUAAUUGCAACAACCGGGGCACGUGCCUGGCUAACAACAAGUGCUCGUGCCAGUUUGGCUGGGAGAGCUUCAACUGCAACUACAACAACCUCGGGUGGAACUGCUUCUGCGAGUGUCCCAACAGCGAGCGGGCUUGCUACAAUGCGCCCGGUUGCAAGUAUUGCAUUGAUAAUGAUUAUAAUGGUGGCUGCAUACCCCUUCGCGAGGACCGCGGGCAGUGCACGAGGGCCCGGAGGAAGCUCCUGGGGGCGGUCGGGGAUCCGCCCCGGGCAAGUUGCUAUGCAUGGGAGCAAGUGUCGGGGCCCGCCUCAGUGCUUUCGAAUGCGACCCUGCCGGCCGCGAGAGCGUCAGGCUUGGUAGCCGGCAACUACACGUUCAAGCUCUCUGUGACGGACAACUUCGGGCGCGUCGCAGAAACGGCCGUCCAAGUUUCGGUGCUCGGUAACAGUGCUACCGCCAGCCCUUCGCAGAGCCCAGUUCCAUCUCCUAGCCCGGUGGCUAGCUCUUCUGCUAGUCCCUCAAGCAGUCCCUCCCCAAGCCGAUUUUUAAGCCCCUCUAGCAGCCCGCUUCCUAGGCCCUCAAACAGUCCGGCUGCCAGCCCCUCAAGCAGCGCAACUCCGAGCUCUUCUAGCAGCCCCUUUGCGAGUGUCCCGAGCAACCCGUUUGCCAGCCCUUCCAGCAGCCCGUUUGCGAGUCCCCCGAGAAACCCGUUUGCCAGCUCCUCCGGUAGCCCGGUUGCUAGCCCUUCCAUCAGCCCGGUUAUUAGCCCUUCCAGCAGCCCGGUUGCUAGCCCUUCCAGCAGCCCGGUUGCCAGCCCAUCUCCCAGCACAAUUGCGAGCGCAUCCCCCGACCCAAUUGCGAGCCCUUCUAGCAGCCCCUACAUGCGUCCUUCCGAUAGCCCGUCAACAAGUGCAGGUCAAAGCGAAGGCCCUUCCCCGAGUCCGUCGCCAAGCCCAGUUGCUUCCUCUCCGCCCGGUAGUCCUUCCCCGAGUGCUUCUUCGAGCCCUCAACCGAGCCCUUCCUCAAGCGCUGCGCCUCAAACUUCCCCAAGCACUUCUCCUAGCCCGGUAGAAAGUCCGUCUCUCUCCCCGGUGCCAAGCCCGACGUCUAGCUCCGCCCCGAGCCCUUCCCCGAGCGCUUCUCCUAGCCCGGUAGAAAGCCCGUCUCUCUCCCCGGUGCCAAGCCCCUCUUCUUCUAGCUCAGUCUCAAGCCCUUCCCCGAGCCCCUCACCGAGCACUCCUUCGAGCCCGGUAGAGAGCCCCUCGCCAAGCCCGCGCGCCUCAGUGAGACCCAGCCGAAGCCCAAAGGCCAGCCCCUCCCCUUCUCCCUCUCCCUCUCAGUCGCCUUCCCCAAGCGCGGCCGCGGCUGUCGCAGCGUCGAUUAACGUCGGGGUUUCCUUAACCAGCCUCGAGGACGCGAACCUGAUCCAGAACGACGACAUCGCGCUCUCGCUUGCCGAAGCCAACGGGCUUGACCCGGGGUCUGUAGUCAUUAGCGGCAUAACCUUCGCCGUUAACCAUUCCUGCGUGUUGGGCAACGUGUCGCCCGACGAUUGGACCGACUGGGGCGGGAGAGAGGCGUUCAUCGAUGGGGUGUCGUACGCUCUAAAUGUCGAUCCUUCGUCCGUUUCCAUAGACGGCUUCUCGGAGAGCGGGAGGCGACGCGGGUUGCUUCAAACCCCAGGGUUGAGGGUUUUGUUCAGCAUCCUCUGUACAGACGGGUCUCAAGCGAAGGAAGUGGCGCAGGCCGUUGGAGAUGCGCUUCUAGCGGCAAAGUCAGCGCUGCCUUCGAGUCCUCCGCUUGGGCCUUCGCCCUCCAAGCGCCCACAGCCGCCGCCGCCGCCGCCGCAAACUCCUCCCCCGGAACCACCCUUUUUUGACCCCCCGUUAGAGAGCUUCGCAAACCCGCCCCCGGCCCCGCCGCCACCGCCGCCCCCCGCACCUCCCCUUCCGGUCAAAAAGGGUGGCUGCUUUCCCGCUGACGCUUUUGUGACGUUAGCGGACGGCGGCUGGAAAAGAAUGGCGGACGUCCAUUUGGGCGAUCCCGUUCUUGUCUUUGACCCGAGCUCUGGCGAGCUGUUUGUACAGCCCGUGUACUGGUUCACGCACCACCUGAACCAAACGGCCACUUACGUCUCCCUCGAAGCCGACGCGGGUGUAAGCAUCAGCGGUACUCCGAACCAUUACAUCCUGGUCUCGGACCCUCGAUCUACCCUCUCAAUUCAGCAAGCGACCAUCAAGCCCUUCGCAGACGUAAAACCUGGCGACGUUAUCUGGACGUCCAAAGGCCCCGGAAGGCAAACCUCGCUCGCGCCCAGCACGGUCGUCAGCGUGACGUCAUCCGUCCUGCCGGGUUGUACAGCCCCAAAACUGACGCUGGCUGCGGCCGGGGUAAUCACCCGGGCGGUUUUGAGGGGCAGAAGUGGCCUUGGGAGGAAGCGGGUAAAGAUGGCGCUGUCGAAAGGCACCAGCAAGAAGCAUUCACGAACCGGACAGCAAGGAGCUAUAAGGAAGGAGGGGAAAGAAGACCGAAGUCCAGGAGCGUACGCCCUCCGAACGUUCUGUCUUGACAUGCAAAAGAGCAGGAGGAGGAGAUUCGGCCUCCCGGGAGUAACCAGCUUCCAAAACUACAAGGAUGCUGACUAUAUCGGUAAUUACGAAAUGGCACUCGACGGGCUUCAAGAGUGUACAUCAGACAGAGUCGGUUAUUACCAGCCCUCUGCAGACGCGUGCGCUAACCUGUGCCUUUCUUUCAGCUCGUGUAUUGGCUUCUCGUUCUGGACGUCCAACUAUUGGCCGGACUUGUGUUGCUCCUUGCAACAAGCCCCUUCCCAUGGGCUGAUGCGCUCGUUGGGUACCAACUAUUACCUCAGACUUGCUGCUGUACUUGUACCUGAGGCUGUUUCUCCUUCUUCGCAGCAUCUCCGUCUCCCUCUCAGUCACAACUUCUUCCCCGUCGCCCUCUCCCUCGAGCUCGCCUUUUCCUUCCUCCUCACCAAGUCCAGCAAGCUCUCCGUCCCCAUCGCUGACGCCUUCUCCUUCUUCGAUCCCAAGCCCAUCUUCCUCUCGAUCAGUCUCUCCUUCGCCUUCGAUCUCCGUAUCUCCGUCCUCAUCCGUCAAUCCCUCUCCAUCCAUGUCCUUAUCUCCGUCACCUUCGAUAAGCCCCUCCCCCUACCCCUCCCUUUCGCCCUCGCCUUCUUUCUCGGCAAGUCCGUCAAGGUCUGCAUCUCCUUCCUCGACUCCCUUCCCCUCACCUUCUCCUAUGACAAGCCGAUCUCCAGCUCAGUCGAUACCUCCAUCGCCAUCAGUCUCAGUAUCUCCCUCCCCUUCUUCGUUAACGAGCCCCUCUCCAUCGAUGACCUCGUCUCCGUCUGCUUCUCUCAGCCCCUCAGCUUUGCAGAGCCUCUCGCCGUCCCCUUCAACAUCCGCAUCACCAUCGCCCUCAGGUUCCCAACCACCGGCCCAAAGCUUGGCCCCUAG
Klebsormidium nitens is the source of this 8337-nucleotide messenger RNA. Lineage: Eukaryota; Viridiplantae; Streptophyta; Klebsormidiophyceae; Klebsormidiales; Klebsormidiaceae. The record is from the annotation of a GenBank genome assembly.